Episyrphus balteatus (marmalade hoverfly) is the source of this 3158-nucleotide messenger RNA. RefSeq lists its product as uncharacterized. Gene Ontology annotation, molecular function: GTPase activator activity. Bases 667 to 2970 code for a protein of 767 amino acids. The record is from RefSeq and is a predicted model, not a curated record. Gene Ontology annotation, biological process: signal transduction. NCBI's taxonomy places the organism in Eukaryota, Metazoa, Arthropoda, Insecta, Diptera, Syrphidae. The transcript has 7 exons.
UCAUCCAGUUUUCAUCUACACAUUUGCCUUCGCCUUCUGCUAGUUGUGAGUUGUGUGUAUGUUCGUUCGCUCGUUUUUCUUUUUUCAAUAAAAAAAAUAUAAUUUUCAAUUCAAGUUUGUCUACUUUCAAUAGAAAAAAAAAUGUCUUAAAAUCACAUCAAAAAUCACAAAAAUUAUAACCAAACACAAGUUAAUUAUACUCAUUGAUAAAAUAAUUCAACAUAAUGUUGAAAUUUCGAUCGAAAAUGAAGUGAAAAAAACGAAAAUAAAAAAUAAAAAUUCGCCGCCCGCUUUUACAAAAAGAAAUAUACACAAUUUUCUCUCCUCAUUUCUCUGCUCUGUUCGCCAACACCUCGCCCCCCCCCUCGGAGAAAUAAAAUAACUUCAAUUCGACACAAAAAAAAAAAUCGUGUGUUUUAAAAGGAAUACAUUUUUAAAGAACGAAAAGGAAACAACAAAAAAAAAAAACGACAAAUGAUUUUGUGAAAACAAUUUAACCGUUAUUUUUAUUAUUAUUUUUUACUUAUUUAUUUUUUUUGUUAUAAUUUUGUACACAAAAAUUGAAUAAAAUUAAUUUAAAAAAAAAGGAAUUUUUUUGAAAAAAGUUUUGAAACAAAAAACCCGACUAGUUUAUAAAACGACUUCGCAAAAACAAGAAAUAGAGAAAUGUCGAGUUGGGCGGAACGAGUCCAUCGGCGCGCCGCCGAUCUCGGCAGUGUGGUAACGUCUUGUGGCCACCCGGGAUCCGGUGGCACUCCAUCGUAUCCCUCGUAUCGUUUGGAGAAAGUCAAAUUCGGUGUUCCACUCGAGGAAGUCUGUAAAAAUGACAACAUUCCCGGUCCACUCUUAGUUCUCAUUUUGAAGCUUAAUAAAGAGUCACCAAAUCGCAGAGAUGUUUUUCGUGCUCCUGGCCAUCAGGGUGCCAUGAAAAAGUUGAUUCACUUUUUGCAAGCUGGCCGAUUGGUUAAUGUAGACAACUAUUCGGUAUACACAAUUGCAAGUGUGCUGAAAAAGUUCCUGCGAAAGAUUCCGAACGGAGUAUUUGGAAGGUUGGGGGAGAAUGAGUUGUUUGCGUGCAUUGAACUGGAUAACGAGAUGGAACAACAGGAGAGAAUUCAUAGAUUAAUUACAUCACUGCCCAAAUAUACCCAACAUUUAUUAGUUUUACUAUUUGGUACAUUCCGUGUGAUUGCGACAAAUGCCUCACAUGCAGGCACAGGAAUGACAAGUGAAGCGCUGGGCGUUUCUGUGGCACCGAGUUUUUUCCAAUCGUGCGUUAGCGAUGGCAAAACAGCUAGAAUGGAAGAUGUGCUGAAAUUCAAGGUUGCUACAAAAAUAAUGAAGCACAUCAUCGAUAAAUUUGCCAUUCACGAUUUAUUUGGUCGGGCAAACUAUGAAUACUAUGCCCGUGUUACCGGACGAAUACUCAAAGUACAAGACGAAUGGAUUUGUAGCUUCCAAUAUCCACCGCCGCCACGAGGCAAAUUAGCACAACAAAAAUAUGCAUUACAACAUUCACUGGAAGCCGAAAAGACAUGGUUACAAUGCCAAUGCGAACGCUGGGGAUUGAUUGCUCAAGAAGAAUCCCGAUCGACGCCCGCCCUUCUGACCAGCUCAAGUUCUGCCCUAGACAACAGUGUACUCUCAUUGGGUGUUACACCCGAUCAUUCAUUCAUAGAGUCAUGCGCCCGCCUUUCUGUAUCCCUCGAGGGACCCGGACUAUUUGCAAUGGCAACUACAUCCUCACCAAUUCCAUCACCAUCCAAAUGUGACGAAGAUGUUCUCGAUGAUGGCGCCUAUGAAGAUAUUGAAGAUGAGAACAAUCCAUCGAACCAAAUGGUUGAUCAACAAUUACAACAACAACUGCCACAACGACGCCGGAUGAUUAUAACAUCAUCUGGAACUGCCAGCAGCGUUACCGAUGAGUGCCGAAAGCCAAUGGUAACUGCCACAUGCAGCCGUUGUAAUCGCGGCCUAAAGCAUUCCUCGAGCUGUUCGUCGACGCGCUCAUCUAAAUCAACUGGCAGUGGCAAUCAACAGGCUCAGCAUCACAUGACAAUGGACGAACUGAGAGCGGUCAAUCGUUAUGCGGAGAGUACAAAGAGUCUAUCAUAUCUGCCACAGGUCCAUGAACGCCAAACCGCACGCAUGCGCACCCGUUCCGAAUGGUUCCUUGGUGCCUCUGGGCUCACCACCACUUGCAGCAGCUGCCUUGCCGCCCAACGAGCCGAAGAAUUUAUGGGCGGCAGCCACAAUGACAUCCCACACGAGCCCAGCAACGAGAUGUAUAUGAUAUUCAAACGUCGUGUUGCAGCUAACGCUGCUGGCAACAAUCCCAUGGACACCGACGAUGGAGAGGAUUACUGCAGCGGUGGACAAUACCUAUCCCCACAUGGAUAUCGCACCGAUGGGAAUAGCUCCUCAACAUCUGGAGGAGGAGGACGCAUGUUCCUGGAGACGAACUUCACAACGCAUUCCGCUGGCAACAUCCGUUUGAGUAAUAGCGCUGAAUCAGUUCAAUACCCAGUAACUAGACGGCCAUCUAGACGAGGACUAACUGCCAUGGCACGCCAUCAUCCACACCGAUCGUCGUUGCGUCGCAACAAGGACAAAGUCAAAUCCUCAGCUGGCAAUGGUAAUGGCAAUCUCUGUUGCCCCGGUUGUUGUAAUUCGGCACGCAAUUCCAUAGCCGAAUGUGCACCAACAACAAAUUUCUCCUCAAAUCGUCCACGUACCGUAUCAUUCGAAACAAAUAGCCAAUUGAAGUCAUUCAUUGCCACGACGACAACCGGAUCCAAUAUGGCCAUGGACACAACAGAGUCUCUAAUAAAAUCUGAUGGCACAUUUAUUAUUUAUACAUCUCCACCAGACGAAGACAUCGAUAAUUCUAGUACAACUGGCGGCUCUGCAACUAUAAUUACAACAACAACACUACCAACUGGCUUACGUUUUAAGCCUCCAAGAGUUUAAAAACCAUAACCAAACACAAUAGACAGAAGAAAAUGUGUGUGAAAGAGAUGAGAAAGAGCCCUAUUUUCUAAAAUUUUAUUACAACACAACAACAAUUUUAUUGAAUUUCUAAAGACAAAUCGAUCGAUCAGUGUUCAGAAUUUCAUAAAUUCGUAUUUCACUUUUUAACAAAAAAUAUUUCAACAAAA